This is a messenger RNA of Passer domesticus (house sparrow), 566 nucleotides long. RefSeq names its product feather keratin 1-like. The transcript has 2 exons. The record is from RefSeq and is a predicted model, not a curated record. Gene Ontology annotation, cellular component: intermediate filament. The coding region runs from base 45 to 566 and encodes 173 amino acids. Gene Ontology annotation, molecular function: structural constituent of cytoskeleton. NCBI's taxonomy places the organism in Eukaryota, Metazoa, Chordata, Aves, Passeriformes, Passeridae.
GGAGCUGCAGCACAGAGCAAGCACGCCAGAAAUGAGGAAAUGAAAUGGCAGCCUUGAUGGAAAUCAAACCGCAGCGUGUGGCGUUAGGGUGGAUAUUUUGCUUUGGAGGUGAAUGUGUUGGAAAAUUACUGUCCUUGUGCAGUGCCUGUGGGCCUGGGGCAGUGCAGGAGCAGUAUAAAAGGGGAGCUUCUCCUUGCUCUCUCAUUCACUCCUCUCACCUCCAUCUCCUUGGCAUCAAGGUGCAUCUGCAGCCCCAAGCCAUGUCCUGCUACAGCCCGUGCCGGCCCUGCCAGCCCUGUGGCCCCACCCCGCUGGCCAACAGCUGCAAUGAGCCCUGUGUCAGGCAGUGCCAGGACUCCACCGUGGUCAUCGAGCCCUCACCUGUGGUGGUGACCCUGCCUGGCCCCAUCCUCAGCUCCUUCCCACAGAACACCGUGGUGGGAUCCUCCACCUCUGCUGCUGUUGGCAGCAUCCUCAGCUCUCAGGGAGUGCCCAUCAGCUCUGGGGGCUUUGGCCUCUCCGGCCUGGGCAGUGGCCUCUGUGGCUCCAGGGGCCUCCCCUGCUGA